Molecule: messenger RNA, 2419 nt
Organism: Linum trigynum
Lineage: Eukaryota; Viridiplantae; Streptophyta; Magnoliopsida; Malpighiales; Linaceae
Source: the annotation of a GenBank genome assembly
GCUCUCCCACUCCACCCUUCUCGUCAUCGGCCGCCGCCUGUCAACAAUCGCCCAGCCGCCACCCUUCGCCAAUCGCCCGGCCUCCUCCCGUCGCCAAGCUGUCGGCCCGCCGCUACCCCUCAGCGCCUCGUCGCCCGCCGCCGCACUAAUCCGUCGCCCGUAGCUCGUCGGCCGGUGCUCUUCGCCGUCGGCUGUAGCUGGUGGUCGUCACCCACUCGCCCGUAGCAAGCCUCCAGGUAUAAACUAUAAUUCUGUCUUUGUGUUUGUAAUUUUUCCGUGUAGGAUUUGAUUUAGAAGUUGAGAUUUUGUGUUUGUAAUUUUUCCGUGUCAGAGCUUCAAAAAUUUGCUCUCCGAGUGUUGAGUUUGACUUGUAUUGCUUCUGGGUGCGAGCGUAAUUGGAGUGCAUUUGAGAGGGUAAGUAAUAAAUUGCCUCUAUUUUCUUUUCAUCAUAUCAUUCAUUCUUUUUACAUGUGAAUAUGUGGUGAUGUGAACUCUUUUACUUGUAGAUUCAUACUAAGAAAAAGAACAAUUUGCGUGCACAAAAGAUGAAUGAUCUUGUGUAUGUUAUGUGCAACAACAAAUUGGUGGGCGGGAAUGCCAAGAAAGCAAGAAGGCUUGAGAUUGACUUUGAGGAUAUAAAUUCUGAUAAUGAAUGGAUUUGUGCUAGUGAUAAUGAAGAAGGAGAACCACAAUCUACAGAUUUAGAGGUUGGUGGUGAGGAAGGUGGUCAUACUAUUGAAGGUGGUGAUGAUGCUAUUGGUGUUGAUGCUCGAAGAGAUGAGGGUGAUCAUGAAUAUAAUAGUCCACUUGAUGUUGAUGGCAAUGGUGGUGAUGAUGAUAAUGAUGAUGAUUUGGAUGCAAAUGUGGAAGCCGAUGAAUUGUUAUAGUUUUCCUUCUAUCCUUUGUAACAUUUGUGGGCUUUGAUUGUGAGGACUUGGAUUAUUAAACUCAUAUGUCAUUAUGUAAACUUAAACCAGCUUGUGAGAAUUUGGAUUCUUAACUCGUUUGUGGCUUACGAUUUAUGUUUAUGACCUUAUUAUUAAGAUGUUAUGAGUUUGUUCUAAUUUAGACAUGAAUUGCAUGUAUUUUUUCUUUUAUCUAAACUCUGUGAACUCAUAUUUUACAUUUAUGCCGUACUUAACAUUAUUUUAACUAUUAUACAGGAUGCAUCAAAAACUUACGCUUUUAUGCUUUGAUUCGCCGCUUUUCGAUUUUACCCCUUUUCCGCUUUUAGGUAGAAUCGCGCUUUUAACUGCAUUGCGAAGCACCAUCUCUUCCGGUAGAAAAUUCCUCAUCCUCUCCAAAUCCCAUUCCCCACUUGAUUGAGCGAAGCUUGCCAUGCAUUGGUCCUCUUCCAGCUCAUCAAUGUGAGGUAAAACAUGGUCAGCAAGACAUUCACCAGUUCCAAGCCAUCGGUCUGUCAAGAAGGAAGUAGACUUACCAUCCUUGAUGGCCAUUUCCAUACCUGCCGUCAUCACUGGCCAUGCGCGCUGCAUCCCCCCGCCAAAGGUUGGAUUGUCUCAUUGAUGCUUUAAACCUCAGGUUGCCUCCCUCAUUUUGAAAUAUUUUGAUUGCAAGACCUGAACCCAUAGCUCUUCCGGGUUCUUUAGAAAGCGCCAGUUCAACUUUGUGAGGUAAGCUAAAUUGAGCUCAUGAGCUUUCCGAAGUCCCAGUCCGCCAUCUUCUUUCUUCCUACAGACUCCCUCCCAAUGAACCAGAUGAAGUUUCCUCGCUUAUGGGGUGGAUCUCCAAAUUAAUCCUCUGAUUCGCUUGUCAACUUCAUCGCAUAUAGAGAUAGGUAAGAGCGUUGUCAGCAUAGCAUAAGUCGGAAGAGAGCAUAAGACUGAUGUGGCUAGGGUGACUCUUCCUGCAAGAGUUAAAUUCCUAGCUUUCCAACCCGAAAGCUUAGAAUUGAUUCUGUCCAGAAUGUAGUGAUAAGUGUCCUUCGUGACUCGUCCGUGCGACACUGGGACACCCAGAUAUCUUCCAAGGUCCUGAGUAGCUGCCAUUCCCAGUAUGCUUGUUGUGUUGGAACUGAUGGCUCGAUUGGUAUUCUUUGAGAAAAAUACCACCAAUUUUUCCCUGCUGACAAGUUGUCCAGAGGCUUGACAGAAAGUUUCGAGGCACUCCAUGACCACUACAGCUUGAUCAACGCUUGCUUGGGAAAAUAAAAUAAGGUUAUCUGCGGAAAAAACAUGAGAAAGUUGUGGUCCUCCAGGAUUAAGGCGGAUUGAUUUCCACUUCCCCUGAUCGAUGGACUCUUGAAUGAGGUGACUGAGCUUAUCCAAACAAAGAGUGAAAAGAUAUGGUGACAAAGGACAUCCCUGCCUUAGACCUCUAGAUGGUUUGAACUCUUCAGUAUUCUGACCAUUCCAGAGUACCUGCAUUGUUGGUGAGGUAAUACAGGCCAUAAUAGCGU